Molecule: messenger RNA, 3675 nt
Organism: Synchytrium microbalum
Lineage: Eukaryota; Fungi; Chytridiomycota; Chytridiomycetes; Synchytriales; Synchytriaceae
Product: DNA-directed RNA polymerase
Exons: 22
Coding region: 1-3675 (1224 amino acids)
Biological process (GO): DNA-templated transcription
Cellular component (GO): RNA polymerase II, core complex
Molecular function (GO): ribonucleoside binding; DNA-directed RNA polymerase activity; DNA binding
Source: RefSeq, a predicted model, not a curated record
AUGGACGACGACGACAUCAUUGAUCUUGAUGAGGAGGAAGUAGCUCCAAUCACUCAAGAAGAAUGCUGGUCCAUUAUAUCUUGCUUUUUCAACUCGGCUGGAGGACUGGUCCGUCAACAACUCUCCUCAUUUAACGAAUUUGUCGAAAACACAAUCCAGGAAAUCGUCGACGAAACUGGCAAAGUGACUGUACAGACAAACGCCCAGCAUACUGGUGAUGAAGAAGAUGUCACCAGAAAGUAUGUCGUAUCAUUUGGUCAGGUCGCCAUGUCCAAACCAAGGCAUAGAGAAGGCGAUGGUGCCGAUCGGGAGCUAUAUCCUCAAGAUGCAAGACUUCGUGACUUAACAUACGCAGCAUCAUUGAUGGUCGAUGUAAAGACUCAACUGUUUACUCUCACCAACAACACAGCAGACAAGGCUGAUCCAGCGUCGUGGAUUGAAGAGCCACUACCUGACGAUGGUUUUUAUGAAAAGAUAAGCCUUGGUUAUGUUCCCAUCAUGUUGCGAUCAAAGUAUUGCUGGUUGGACGAAAUGGAAGUGGAGACUAUGGAAGCUGUCGGAGAGUGUCCUCCUGAUCCUGGAGGAUACUUUGUCAUCAAUGGAUCGGAAAAGGUGCUGAUCGCUCAAGAACGAAUGGCUACCAAUCAAGUCUAUGUCUUCCAGAAAGCACCAGGAUCUGCAGUGUCAUUCACUGCCGAAAUACGUAGUCAGUUGUCUGAUGGGCACAAGAAGGCUAGUGCCACUAUGCUCAAACUAACCUCACCUGGAGAAAAGGGCAGAAAAAAGAUGAGCAUUGGUGGCAAAGUCAUCCAUACGUCAAUGCCCUACAUCAAAACCGACCUUCCUAUAUUUGUCGUGUUUCGAGCCAUGAAUAUCAUACCUGAUGCUGACAUCCUCUCCCAUAUUGCAAGUAUUCCGCGUUGUUACGAUUUUAACGAUUCUCAAAUGCUCGAAUAUCUCAAGCCAUGUAUUGAAGAAUCCUUUUCGAUUCAAGACCAGACUGUAGCUCUAUUGCAUAUUGCAGCUCGUGGCCAAGCUGCCAAUUACACUCGAGACAAGAGAACAAAGUACGCUCAAGACAUUCUUGUAAAGGAAUUCCUUCCUCACGUUGCCAUGCAAUCAUCCCAAAUGACAAAGAAGGCUUAUUUCUUUGGAUAUAUGAUUCAUCGAUUACUGCUAGCUGCUAUGGAACGCCGAGAGACAGAUGAUCGUGAUCAUUUUGGAAAAAAGAGAUUGGACUUGGCUGGUCCAUUAUUAGCUGGUCUCUUCCGUCUCUACUUCCAAAAGGUCACCAAGGAUUUGAGCAAACAUCUUACUAAAACUCUUGACUCAAAAUCGGGUGUUGAUGUGAGAAUCAUUGGUGGUCUUCGAGGUGCCACCAUCACAAAUGGGUUACGAUAUGCCCUAGCAACUGGUAAUUGGGGUGAUCAAGCAAAGGCUAUGCAAGCACGUGCAGGUGUCUCUCAAGUGCUGAAUCGAUACACAUAUGUAUCCACUCUAUCGCACUUGCGUCGUCUAAAUACUCCCAUUGGUCGUGAUGGUAAACUCGCUCGACCACGUCAACUUCACAACACUCAUUGGGGUAUGGUCUGUCCUGCUGAAACUCCAGAAGGCCAAGCUUGUGGUCUUGUAAAGAAUCUAUCGCUUAUGGCUACCAUAUCUGUUGGAACACCAACCCAACCCAUUGUCGAAUUCUUGGAUGAGGUAUCCAUGGAACGAUUUGCCGAUAUAUCGGCAAACCAGAUUGAAGGAUCUAGUAAAAUAUUCUUGAAUGGAUCAUGGAUUGGUAUUCAUCGAGAUCCGGCGCAGAUUGUAAAGUAUUUAAAAGAUCUCCGACGAGGUGGUGAUAUAUCUGCCGAGAUUUCCGUUAUUUGGGAUGUCAGAGAUAAGGAGAUUCGUGUAUUCUCUGAUGCAGGACGUAUUCAAAGGCCACUCUUUGUGGUUGAUGAUGACGCUCAAAAACUCAAGUGGGAACUGAGUCCGUCUCUAGUUCGCACCUUUAAAAAGUCAUUAGAGAAGCCAGAUGACAGUAUUCCAGAGGAGGAAAGAGAGGAGCCUCCGAUCUUUGAAUGGGAAAUGUUUUUGAAGGAUGGUGUUGUUGAAUUGCUUGAUACAGAAGAAGAAGAAACCGUCAUGAUUUGCAUGUUCCCAUCUGAUCUGAUUACACAUCGAAAGCAAUUGGAACAAAUUGAUCAGAUUGAAUUGAACGUACAUCGAUACAGUCAUUGCGAAAUUCAUCCAAGUAUGAUAUUGGGAGUUUGUGCUAGUAUCAUCCCUUUCCCAGAUCACAAUCAGUCUCCUCGUAACACAUAUCAAUCUGCUAUGGGUAAACAAGCUAUGGGAGUGUUCUUGAGUAAUUACCAGUUGAGAAUGGAUACUAUGAUGAACGUCUUGUUUUAUCCUCAAAAACCACUGGGUGUGACACGAGCCAUGCAAUAUCUCAAGUUUGUUGAGUUGCCAGCUGGUCAGAAUGCUAUUGUGUGCAUCGCUUGUUAUGGUGGAUACAAUCAAGAAGACUCGAUGAUCAUGAAUCAAUCAUCGAUUGAUCGUGGUCUCUUCCGAUCCAUGUUUUAUCGAACAUACAUUGAUCAGGAAAAGAAGGUUGGUCGUUCCAACUUGAGUGAAACGAUUGAGAAACCUACUCGAGAGACCACUCUGAGAAUGAAGCAUGGGUCAUAUAACAAGUUGGAGGAUGAUGGUAUAAUCGCUGUUGGCGAAACUGUUAUUGGUGAUGAUAUACUUAUUGGAAAGACCAUGCCUCUGUCUGCUGAAGAGGCUGGACAAGCUGCUGGCAAAACUCAACAAACCAAACGUGAUAUAUCGACAUCACUCCGGGCAGCCGAGACUGGUUUUGUUGAUCAAGUUAUGGUGACGGAGAACAAUAGUGGAUACAAGUUUGUUAAGGUCCGAGUACGUUCUAUGCGUGUGCCUCAGAUAGGAGACAAGUUUGCUUCUCGUCACGGUCAAAAGGGCACUGUUGGUAUGACAUAUCGUCAAGAAGACAUGCCCUUCACUGCACAAGGCAUUGCACCAGACCUCAUUAUAAAUCCACAUGCCAUUCCAUCACGUAUGACUAUUGGUCACUUGGUUGAGUGUCUGUUAUCAAAAGUUGGAGCAUUACGAGGAAAGGAAGGAGAUGCUACACCGUUUACCGAUACGACUGUAGCUGACAUAUCACGUGAAUUGGAAGAAUAUGGAUUCCAGAAGCGAGGAUUUGAAGUCUUGUUCCAUGGACAUACUGGGCGUAAACUAGAAGCUCAAGUUUUUACUGGACCGACUUUUUAUCAGCGUCUUAAGCAUAUGGUUGACGAUAAGAUUCACUCUCGAGGUCGUGGUCCUGUUACAAUGCUGACACGUCAACCAACGGAAGGUCGUGCUCGUGAUGGUGGUUUACGUUUCGGUGAGAUGGAACGUGAUUGUAUGAUUUCUCAUGGUGCUGCUCAGUUCUUGAAGGAACGAUUAUUCGAUGCGUCGGAUGCAUAUCAAUUACACGUUUGUGAUAUAUGUGGUCUGAUUGCUAUUGCAAAUCUUAAGACUAACAAGUUUGAAUGUCGAAGUUGUCGAAAUACUACUCAAGUCUCAAAGGUGUUUAUACCAUACGCCGCCAAACUUCUCUUCCAGGAGUUGAUGGCUAUGAAUAUUGCACCUAGGCUGGUUGUGUUGGAUGAAGAGUAG